AUUUUUGUUGUAUUCCCCGGCAAUCUUCACUUCACCUGUCAAAUUUGCUAAUUUUCUUUUAUAGAGGUUGCGCAUAUAUCGAUGACAUUUUUCACAAAGUUGGUUGAAAAUUUUUUAUAGCUAGGGCGUAUAGUAUAUGACUACAUGUAUUGAUGUACAGACUUUGGACGCCCUAAAAAGUGUGGAGUGAUAUGCCUACUGCAUGAUGGUAACUGUAAUAUGUCUGUAGAAUUUAAGUCUGGCAUUUUAUGUUUUUAGAGUAAACAUGAUCUAUGGUUGUGUAUCCUUCAGUAGUUGGCUCAUUUACCCAUUGUUUGUAUCCAUACUGUCUGAACAGAGAGAGUAUUGAAGACUGACUGAUAUUUUCAUUAAAAUCACCUACAAAAAUUGCCUUUUGGUAAUGUUGAUCGGUUUCUUCCAAUAGCAUUGCAAGAUUUGUUUUGAAUGACUGAAUUGCAUAAUGAGGUGAUCGAUAGAUAACUAUUAUUAGCACAUCUGCUAUGGCACAUGCAGCAUGUUCAAUAUUUCUGGUAUCAGUUGGGAUUGUUUGAAACCAUUCCAACAUUUGGUGAUUAUAAAUAGCAACACCCCCAUGUUUCUGAUUUUUAAAAUGAACAUAUUCCUGAUUAUCAUCAAAAGAUUCUGCUCGUGUUUUAUGAAAGGAAUUAAAAUGAUUCAAUUGGCAUGUAUUGUUCCUGUGAUUCUGUCAAACAAAUAAUGUCACUGUUUAGAAGACGUUUGUCAUUUUUUAAAUCUUCAUAGUGAUUUUGCAGGCCUUCUAUGUUGUGAAGUAAGAUGUUAAAAUGUUGUGGAGUAGUUGUGGAGGGCAAAAGUUUGGGCAUUGAAGCUAUUGAAGGUGCAAUUCUUUGAUCACAGUAGAUUUGGUUUUCAUCAAAAUCUUCAACAACAAGUCCCUUCGAAGUAGACACACGACUUAGGGCAACAUAUGUUUGUCCUGGCAUAAAUAUCUUUUUCAUUGAUACUACAGCUGUUGACAUUGUUAGACCUUGUACUUUGUGGCAAGUACUUGCCCAUGCAAGUUUCAAUGGUAGUUGUCUCCUGACUAUAUUGUGGUUCUGUAGAUGAUCAUCUUGAGGCUCUAUUGGAAUGCUCGGGAAAUAACUGUUGUUAUGUGAAGAUCGAUAUUUCUGCCCAACUCUUUUUUCGUCAAAAUGAACAUAGACUUUUGGCAAUUCAUUUUCAUUCUGGCAUUCUAUAUUAGUUACUUUUCCAACUACACCAUUAACAAGACCAUCAGAUACAUCUAUGUUGCAAGUCAAUUGAACACGAGCACCAAUUGCUAAAACCAGUGAUGACAAUAGAUAACUGUCUUUAAGUAGUGUGGUUAAGUGUCGUAAUGUGAGUUUACCUGAUGUCUUAUCGCGUUGAAAGUCUUGAGCAUUUAUUUUAAUCAAGUCUGUGCAAUUUGUUUGAAUAGCAUUUAAGUUGUAAUUGUUGACUUGAGCUCUUGUAGGAUAUAUGUGCAGGGCAUCAGGGUUUUCUCCAGUUUCACGCGACUGUAGUCUAUGUCAGCUUUUUGCAGUGCAUCUUUUUUGGUUCUAGUACGUAUUCUAUUCAACAAUUUAGCAUAACACUCAUCGUUGGAAUGUCUUUCAUUGGCAGUUAAUUCUGCAAUCUGGAAUUCACCUGUCCAGAAGUCCAUUUCAGAUUCUGUAUACAAUGCUUUACCCUUAACAGGUUGUAACUGAUAAAAGUCACCAACUGCAAGAAUGGAUACGUUUCCAAAGAGUGUGUUUGUUCCUGUUCCUGACAGUGACGAUGAAGACUGGGAGCCAUGUGAAGAUGAUUAUUGUCAAGAAUUUGAUGACUCGCUCCUUGAUGAUGAAAAUGUAUCCGGCAAACAUUAUGAUUUCGACAAUGAGUAUGAACAGCCCUCCCCUCAAUAUGAGAGAAAAUUCAUUGUCUUUGAAUCAAGCUUGAGGCUUCUGUUCAUGUUUUGUCAAGUUUGCAGGGCACCAUGUCGAGUCGCACUCCGUACACUUGGCACAGCUGUGAUGGUGAUGGCGAUUUGUGAAAAUUAACAUCAACAGGAAUGGACAUCACAACCAUUUAAAGGACAGCUUCCCAUUGGAAAUUUGCUUUUGGCUGCAGGAAUUCUAUAUUCUGGUUCAAGUCCAGUAAGAGGACUCAAUAUCCUGAAAAACAUUGGUGUGGCAGUGAUAAGCCGAAGGACAUUCUACACUAUACAAGGCCUCUACCUCAUACCAUCAGUGUUCGCAGUCUGGCAAAGGAAGCAAGACAGUAUGUUUAAGGAGCGAAAGAGGAAACAACUGUCCUUGGCUGGAGAUGCGAGGUGUUGCUCGCCAGGCCACACUGCCAAAUAUGGGAGCUACAGUUUGAUGGAUGAGUCAGCCGUCAAAUGAAGUGAAAAAUUCUUACUGGAUGGACCUCGAGGGUUUGAAACGUAGCAUGGCACUACUUGUUACCGAGAAGAAAUUGGCAAUUGCAGAGAUGGUCACAGAUCGGCAUUCACAAAUCAAAAAGUAUCUGAGAGACAAAUGGCCUGGAGUACAACACUGGUUUGAUUGCUGGCAUAUCGCGAAAGGUAGCAAGGCCCACAAGGAACUUACGCUGAUUCUCACUCAAAAGAUAUUGCUCAAGGACAUCAGAAAGGUUUCACCAGGAGUACAGACUUCAUCUCUUGAGUCGUAUCACAAAAUUGUUGGUUAUUUCGCUCCCAAAUCCCGCCAUUUCUUCUAUGAGCCAAUGAAAGCAAGGUUACUGCUCGCCACACUCCACUUUAAUGAAAAUUCAAAUCGGAAACAGCGUAUGGGACAAGAUGAACAGCCGCAGUGGUCGAUUUCAUACCCCAAGGGGAGAGGAGGAGCUGCAGUAGCAAAAGAGGUCAAAAUUGAAUCAACAUAUGACUAUGUACAGCUAAUUCUGGAGGACCUGCUGAAGCGGAGAUGACCUGCCAUCUUACAAAUUGGCAAGAGAUGCAAAGGACAAGUACCAAGUGACUCAUCCUAUUCCAGGUCCAGUGUGCUCAAAGUACGACAAGCAGGACAAGAUGAAAGUUGUAGAAGAAACAAAAACGAGGUUUAACAAACUGUAGAGUUCAUUCAUAGCACCAUCAGAGUUCACUAUCACAGAUCAAUUGAACGGUCACACCAAAUCAAUUGAACGUAGGAUACUUGAAUCCUGUGUACCCGUCAUUGUCCGGAGCAGGCCAAGCAGCACGUAUCUUGUCCCGAGCACAAACAGGGAGUGGCAAACGGUUCCUUCUCCCCAACCUCUUCCAAACCCAACGGACAAGGUUCCUAUAGGCCACGUAUCGAUAUAACCUGAAAUUGUUGGGAAGAAAACAAUGUUUGUACAUUUAAUUGACAGUUUUUUUUAAAUUUAUUGAAAACUUGUAAUAUUAUUACUAAAUACAUGUAGAUACAUUUUAUUAUAUCUAUUUUCUAUAUUUCUAGUCUUCAAAGGGAGAAAAAAAUCUCAUUUCU
Lineus longissimus is the source of this 3467-nucleotide messenger RNA. RefSeq lists its product as uncharacterized. The transcript is spliced from 7 exons. NCBI's taxonomy places the organism in Eukaryota, Metazoa, Nemertea, Pilidiophora, Heteronemertea, Lineidae. The coding region runs from base 2365 to 2931 and encodes 188 amino acids. The record is from RefSeq and is a predicted model, not a curated record.